Nerophis ophidion (straightnose pipefish) is the source of this 1366-nucleotide messenger RNA. RefSeq names its product neuropeptides B/W receptor 2b (gene npbwr2b). Lineage: Eukaryota; Metazoa; Chordata; Actinopteri; Syngnathiformes; Syngnathidae. Gene Ontology annotation, biological process: neuropeptide signaling pathway. The record is from RefSeq and is a predicted model, not a curated record. The transcript is spliced from 3 exons. Gene Ontology annotation, cellular component: neuron projection; membrane. Bases 203 to 1222 code for a protein of 339 amino acids. Gene Ontology annotation, molecular function: neuropeptide binding; neuropeptide receptor activity.
GAUGCCGGAGCGCACACGGGAGCGGGAGACGGAGCGCGGAGGAGAAGGAGCGGAGAAGUACUCCACUUUUCCUUCAUGCAACAAGGUCAUGUGUGACAUUUCAACCUGACGCCAUUUUCAUCCCUGAAGAUGUUACACCGCCGACAAAUCAAACCUUGGCGCUAGGAUUUUGGGACACGGACUUCCAGGAACGCAAACAAACAUGGACAACGUGUCAGACCACGGCGCAGCGUCUCCGGCGCUGUGCGACGACUCGGUGGACUUCCACUCGCUCCCCUCGGGCAACAGCAGCGGCACGAACUGCACGCCUCCCGCCGAGUUCUACUUCUACGCCGACCUGUACGUCCUCCUGCCCAUCAUCUACUCGGUCAUCUGCGCCGUGGGCCUGACGGGCAACACGGCCGUCAUCUACGUCAUCCUCAAAGCGCCCAAGAUGAAGACGGUCACCAACAUGUUCAUCCUCAACCUGGCCAUCGCCGACGACCUCUUCACGCUGGUGCUGCCCAUCAACAUCGCCGAGCACCUGCUGCACUACUGGCCCUUCGGCGAGGUGCUGUGCAAAGUCAUCCUGAGCAUCGACCACUACAACAUCUUCUCCAGCAUCUACUUCCUGACCGUGAUGAGCGUGGACCGCUACCUGGUGGUCCUGGCCACCGUCCGAUCCAAGCGAAUGCCGUACCGCACCUACCGGGCGGCCAAGAUCGUCUCCCUCUGCGUCUGGGUGCUGGUCAUCCUCAUCGUGAUGCCGUUCAGCAUCUUCGCCGGCGUCUACCUCGACCCCGGCGACGGCAGGAAGAGCUGCGUGCUCAGCUUCCCUGCCCCGGAGAGCUCCUGGUUCAAAGCCAGCCGGAUCUACACCCUCAUUCUGGGCUUCGCCAUCCCCGUGUCCACCAUCUGCAUCUUGUACACCGUGAUGCUCUACAAGCUGAGGCACAUGCGACUGAACAGCAAUGCCAAGGCACUGGACAAGGCCAAGAAAAAGGUGACCAUCAUGGUCUUCAUCGUCCUGGCCGUCUGCUUGUUCUGCUGGACGCCGUUCCACCUCAGCACCAUCGUGGCGCUGACCACCGACCUGAGGACCACGCCGCUGCUCAUCGGGAUCUCCUAUUUUAUCACCAGCCUGAGCUACGCCAACUCUUGUCUCAACCCUUUUCUCUACGCCUUCCUAGACGACAGCUUUCGGAAGGCCUUCAGGAAGAUGCUGGAAUGUCGGCCAGCCUGAAGAAACUAAGGUGGAGUCUUCUCCAUUGGCGUAGAGCUGUCGCCGGUGAAAGACGUGGAAGCGGUUUAUCGGAAAGCUAUCGGAAAUAAAUCGUCCAAGACAUUUCCCGCUCGUUGGCCAUGUUUCCAGGCACAUGCUUUGGGA